AUGGAACGUCAGGAACAUCAGCAUGGCAAAGAACCCAAACCUCAGGAAUGACACCUACAACCAAGUGCGGAGCAUCAUCAACAGCGCUAUAAACACACUUCUAAAUGAACCUGGUGCAGAAAAAUUUGAACCCCAGAUCCCUUCCUUCACGAGUUCAGGAAACCAGGUUAAUGGUUACAUGGAGUACCACUUCCACGAUGGAGACACCAAAACACCAGCAGCCUUCAUAAAUGAGCUUAGACCUGUAUUGGGGAAUGUCCUGAUAAACAUUCAUCUACUAUUUAAGAACUUCACCAGAGUACCUAGUGAGGCUGAGGUUCUCAAAGCUGCGAAUGCUCUGCUGGACCCAAAGAUCAGAAGAGCACGAGAUCUUACAACAAAAAAACUGAACGACCCUGUGAGCAUACAGAAUGUCACCUAUCAGAAAAUUGAAAACAACUCAUACAUUAUUAGCUUUGGAUUCCAAAUCAGCAAUGUGACCAUCUCCAAAGACAUUCAGCUGAGGAACGAAACAUAUGAUUUAAUCCAAAACACCAUCAACAGCCUGCUGAAUGAUAUUUUGAAUGCAAAAGGUGCUACUCCAUUUGUCUUCCCACGAGCAAACUACACGCUUAAUGGUAACGAAAUUGUGGCUAAUUUUGAAUACGUCUUUGUGGAAGGUGACACCAAGUGGACACCAAGUGGAUUUCUUUCUGAAAUACUCAACAUUAGAGUGUCGUCUACAACAGUUUCUCCAGCAACUACAAAACCUGUUAUUUUGACUUCACCAGCAACUCCCUCAGUAAUAUCUGGUUCAGCUGUGGUUCAGAUCAUGAUGGUCUUCAGUUCCUCCUCUCCUGUUCCCACUGAGAGUUUGGUCCUCAGUGCAAUUCAGUCUCUUCUGAAUGCUCGACUCACAAACCUCACUGACUCUGUAAAAGUGCUGAACUUCACCUAUAAGAAAAUUUCAGACACCUCCUAUGCAGUCAUUUUCACAUUCAACAUCAGUAACAUCAGCAUGCCAGAGAACCCUGGCCUCAGGAACAAAACCUACAAUGAAGUGGAGAGCAUCAUCAACAAAGCACUAAACACACUUCUAAAUAAACCUGGUGCAGAAUCAUUCCAACCUCAUGACAUUUUUUUCACGAGUUCAAAAAACCAGGUUAAAGGUGACAUGGAGUACCACUUCCAAGAUGGAGACACCAAAACACCAGCAGCCUUCAUAAAUGAGCUUAAAGCACAGAGCACACCUAUAUUGGGGAAUGUCCUUAUACACAUUCGUCUAGUUUUUAAGAACUUGUCCAGAGUCCCUACUGAGGCUGAGGUUCUCAAAGCUGCUAAUGCUCUGCUGGACGCAAAGAUCAGAACAGUGCAAGAUCUUACAACACAAAAACUGAACGAACCAGUGAGCAUACGGAACGUCACCUAUCAGAAAACUGACAACAACUCAUACAUUAUCAGCUUUGUGUUCCAAAUCAGUGAUGUGAACAUCUCCAAGGACAUCCAGCUGAUGAAUCAAACAUUUAAUUUAAUCCAAAACACCAUUAACAUCCUGCUGAACACUAUUCUGAAUGCGAAAGGUGCUGCUCCAUUUGUCUUCCCACGAGCAAACUACACGUUUAAUGGUACAGUCGUUGUGGCUGAUUCAGAAUACGUCUUUGUGGAAGGUGAAACCAAGUGGACACCAAGUGGAUUUCUUUCUGCAAUACUCAACAUUAGCGGCCUGUUGAACUUCACCACUCCUGCUGCUCAAACAACCCCCCCUGUCCAUGUAGUCCUGAGGCCCACAGUCCAAGCACACAACACCACCUCUGGGGGAAAUGUUGCAUGGAUCCUGGCCAUCAUUAUCCCCUGCAGUAUAGUCAUUAUUCUCAUACCGUGCUGGAUUCUGCUCUGUUGUCUCCUGUGUGGCUGCUGUGCUGGUUUAAGGAGGCGCUACAACAGAAGACGGUCCUUGUAUAACUUACAAUACACAACACAAAAUGGACUCUCUUAGAAACAGAUUGUAAAAUAACAACAAAAAUAUGACUUGUAAACAUCAGAAUCUAUUUUAGUAUAUAGUUUCUUUUUCUAUCUAUAUAUUUUAUCCAUUUCAUUCUAUUUUAUUUAAACUUCACACAUAAUUAAUUAAAUUUAUCCUA
Messenger RNA from Pangasianodon hypophthalmus (striped catfish), 2120 nucleotides. RefSeq lists its product as uncharacterized. The coding region runs from base 23 to 1975 and encodes 650 amino acids. The record is from RefSeq and is a predicted model, not a curated record. Lineage: Eukaryota; Metazoa; Chordata; Actinopteri; Siluriformes; Pangasiidae. The transcript is spliced from 17 exons.